GAAGUCGCGCCGCUGAUAGGACGUGUCGCCCGUGACCAGGAAAGGAAAGGAAAGGAAAAUGGAGAGGAAGAAAGAGAGACGUUGAUGAGAGAGAAAGUCAAAAGUGAGAGAAGAGAAAAGAAAGAGAGAGAGGAGUGAAAAAAGAAAAGUAAGAAAGAGAGAAACUAAUAAGAGAGUGAAAGCAAGGAAGAAAAGUGAGCGAGAGAGAGAGAGAAAAAAAAAGACAAACAAUAAAAAAGAUAAUGAGAGAAAGAGAGAAAAACAAGACAAGAAAAAGAUAUACAGAGAAAAGAAAGUGAGUGACAGAGGACAAGAUAAUGAAGGAAGGAAAGGAAGAGAAACCAAGAUAGUGAAUGUGUUUGACUCAUUGAAGAAAACAAGAAAAUAAGAAAAUAAAGAAAAUAAAGACAAAAAAGUGAUCAAGUAAGUGAGUGACUGUUGAAGAUGGUAAAAAGAAUAAGACUGUGAAAAGAUAAAGAUAGUAAGAUAGAGUGAAUGAGAAAGAAAGAGAGUUACUGAUGACAUACAAAUUUUGAGAAAGAUAAUAAAGAUAAAGGUGAGAGAGAGAAAGAAAGAUAAUAAGACUCUGAAAAGAUAAAGAUAGUAAGAUAGUGAGUGAAAAAGAAAGAGAGUUACUGAUGACAUACAAAUUGUGAGAGAGAAAAUAAAGAUAGAGAAAGGUGAGACAGAGAGAAAGAAAGAGAAUAAGACUGUGGAAAGAUAAAGAUAGUAAGAUAGAGUGAGUAAGAAAGAAAGAGAGUUACUGGUGACAUACAAAUUGUGAGAGCGAAAAUAAAGAUAGAGAAAGGUGAGACAGAGAGAAAGAAAGAGAAUAAGGUUGUGAAAAGAUAAAGAUAGUAAGAUUAACGUGAGUGAAAAAGAGAGUUACUGAUGAUAUACAAAUUGUGAGAGAGAAAAUAAAGAUAGAGAAAGGUGAGACAGAGAGAAAGAAAGAGAAUAAGGCUGUGAAAAGAUAAAGAUAGUAAGAUAAAGUGAGUGAGAAAGAAAAGGGGAUUGUGAGAGAGAUAUUAAAGAUAGAGAAAGGUGAGAGAGAGAGAGAGAGAAAGAAAGAGACCGACCAUUGAUGCUGUAAAGAUAGCGGCAGAAUAAGAAAAUAAAGAUAGCUGAUGAAAACAAGUGAGAAGAUUAAAGAAAGUGAGGAAAUUAGAGAAAGAAAGACAGGGAAAGUGAGAGAGAGAGUGAUUGAAUGGCCACUGAUGACGUAAAGAAAGUGAGAGAGUAAAGAAAGUUAGAGAGAGAGAGAGAGAGACAGUGACCCCCCCCUCUCCCCUCUCCUCCCUCCCCCCUAAUUCCCCUCCUCUUAUCUCCCUUUCCCUUUCUCCUCCCUUCCUUCCCCUCUCUCCCUUCCCUUACCUCUUCCUUUCUCUUCAUUUCCCUUUUCCUCUCUUUCUCCCCUCAUUACUCUCCCUUCUCUCUCUCUCCUAUUCUUCCUCUCCUCCCCUCUUCUAACCCUCUUUCUUCCCUCCUUUCUCCCCUCUCGUAAUCUUCUUCUCUUCCCAUUCUCUCCCUCCUUCCCUCUAUUUUAACCUUCUCUCCCCUUUUCUUUUUUAAAUCUCUUUUUCUUGUUUCUUUUUUCAACUCCUUCAUUUUCCUUACCCCUUCUCUUCCUUCCCUUUCACCUUCCUUCUCUCCUUCCUUCAUUUCCACCCCUUCGCUAUCUCCUCUUUACCUCCCUCUGCCUUUCCCAUCUUCUAGCCAUCUUCCUUUCCCCUCUCGCUCCUCUCCCUUUCCCUUCCUUCCCUCGCGGCCCUUCCUUCCCUGCUCCCUUUUCCCUUCCCUUCCCUACCCUUCCCUUCUCUUUUCUACACCCCUCCCCUUCCCUUCCCUUCUCUUCUCUCCCCUUUCCCUCUCUUCCCCAUCUUCUAGCCAUCUUCUUUUCCCUUCUCCUUCCUCCUCCCGCCCAUACCUCCCUUUUCGUCAUGGGUCUGGUCGCCGCCGCCGCCUCCGCCCCCGUGGCCGCGUCGGUGGUGUCGGCAACAUUCUGGUUCCUGCCCGCCCUGCUAGCCGCGCUCGCCUACUACAAGUAUGACGAGAUUGACCCCGAGUCGCGACCCAUCAACCGACGACGCCUGCAGAGGGAGUACGACUUUGUGAUCAUCGGCGCGGGGUCAGCGGGCGCCGUGAUCGCCAACCGCCUGUCCGAGAACCCCUCCUGGCGCGUGCUGCUGCUGGAGGCGGGCGGCGACGAGACGGAAAUAAGCGACGUGCCUGCGCUGGCCGGUUAUCUGCAGCUCUCCAAGAUGGACUGGCGCUACAAGACAGAGCCGCAGGACUCCGCGUGCCUGGCCAUGGCGGGGAGGCGGUGUAACUGGCCCCGCGGCAAGGUGAUGGGCGGCUCGUCGGUGCUCAACUACAUGCUGUACGUGCGCGGCAACAGGCGGGACUACGACCAGUGGGAGGCGCUGGGCAACCCCGGCUGGGGCUACGACCACGUGCUGCACUACUUCAAGAAGAGCGAGGACAACAGGAACCCCUACAUCGCCAGGAACGAGCGGUACCACAGCACGGGCGGGUACCUGACGGUGCAGGAGGCCCCGUGGCGCACGCCGCUGGCCACCGCCUUCGUGGAGGCCGGCGUGGAGCUGGGCUACGACAACAGGGACUACAACGCCGAGUUCCAGACGGGUGAGCGGGGCGGGGGCGUGAUGAGUGAUGGGUGGUGGGUGACUGGAAGGUUGAAUAGUGAUGGAUGGAUGGAUGGAUUAUGGUGCUGUGUCGGGGCGGGUCGAUGGAUUUGUGAAUGGAUGGAUGAAUGGGUGUGGAUAAAUUUACGGGCGGGCUUGCUGACUGGACAGCAUAUCCUCAUUGACCCCCACAGUCGCCGCGCCCACGGAGUCAAGUUCCUGCGUGGGGGGCGUACGCAGGUGGUGAGCGCCCGCAAGGAGGUGGUGGUGUGCGCGGGCGCCAUCAACUCCCCGCAACUCCUCAUGCUAAGCGGUCUCGGGCCCAAGGAACAGCUGCUGCCUCUGGGGAUCCCCGUGCUGCAAGACCUUCCCGUGGGCCACAACCUGCAGGACCACAUCGGCACGGGCGGGCUGGUGUUCCUCAUUGACAAGAAGGUGUCCCUCGUUCAGACCCGCUACGAGAACCUGCCCUCCGUGCUCAAAUACGCCAUGUUCGGGUCAGGGCCCCUCACGGUGAUGGGCGGCGUGGAGGGCCUGGGGUUCGUCAAGACCAAGUACGCCAACAUAAGUGACGACUGGCCGGACAUCGAAUUCCACUUCAUCUCCGGCUCCCCGGCGUCCGAUGGAGGCAGGCAGAUCAGGAAGGUGCACGGCCUCUCCGACAGGACGUGGAAUCAGAUGUUUAAGCCGAUAUCGUUCCGGGACAGCUGGUCGGUAUACCCAAUGUUGCUGCGGCCUGAGUCUCGCGGCUACAUCACCCUCCGCUCCGCCAGCCCCUUCGACAAGCCCUACAUCACGCACAACUACCUCACGCACCCCCAGGACGUCAGGGUCAUGGUGGAAGGCAUCAAGAUCGGGCUGGCCAUCACGGAGACUCAAGCCUUCCGUAAGUUCAACUCGCGGCUGUACACUCGGCCCAUGCCAGGCUGCGAGCACACCCCGCUAUGGACGGACGCCUACUGGGAGUGCCUCGCCCGCCACUACACCUCCACCAUCUACCACCCCGUCGGGACCUGCAAGAUGGGGCCGUACUGGGACCCUUACGCCGUGGUGGACCCCGAGCUGAAGGUGUACGGCGUGUCUGGUCUCCGCGUGGCCGACGGGUCCAUCAUGCCCACGCUGGUCUCGGGCAACACCAACGCGCCGGUCAUCAUGAUAGGCGAGAAGACCGCGGACCUCAUCAAGGGAUACUGGCUCGGGAGAUGAUGACGGUGAUGCUGGUGAUGAUGGUAGUGGUGGUGGCGAUGGGGUAAAGGUAGUGAUGAGAUGGUGGUGACUGUGAUGAAGAUGGUGUUUGGAUGUGGGCUCUGUGUGGUGUUGUGUUUGGUGAUGAUGAUGAUGGUGAAGGAGGUUGAUGGUGAUGACAGUGUGGUGGUGAUGGAGGUGUCUAAUGUGCCUUGGUGUGUGUGUGUGUGUGUGUGUGUGUGUGUGUGUGUACGUACAGGAAUUAAAACUGGCAUUACUUUUUUUUAUAAUUCUUCAGCUUUUGUGAAUACUUAUUUUUCUAAACUAUUAAUAUCACUUUUUUCUCUCCCUUUUUUGUAUAAUUAUUGCCUCACACUUCUAUUUCUUUCUUUAUUUUACUAUAUCUCCUUUUUUUUGCUAUUUAUUGUUAGUAUUUUAAUCAUUAGUUUUUUUUUUUUAUUUAAUCUUAAGUUGUUGUUUUUUUUCUUUUUUUUUUAGCUUUAACGUUUUUUAAUACUAAGUUCCGCUUGUUAAUAUUAAAAAAAAGACUCCAUUCAUAGUGUAAAUAUUCAUGUAGCUUUUAUGUAUGUAUGUAUGUAUGUAUGUUUGUUUGUAUAGGGUAUAGGUUUAAUUUUACUCCCUUUCACUUUUUAUGUAUAUGUAUGUUUGUAUGCAUGUAUGUAUGUAUGUAUGUAUGUAUGUGUGUAUGUAUGUGAGUAAGUAUAGGUUUAAUUUCACUACAUAAGACUUGUAUGUAUGUGCGUUUAGGUAUUAGGUACGUGUACGUCAUCCCAUCUGUGUGUGUGUGUGUGUGUGUGUGUGUGUGUGUGUAAACCACUGACGGCCAAAAGUACUUUCUUGCUCAAACACAUCCCCUUUUUUUUCCCUUUAUUCCCUUUUCUCCUCUCCUAUUCUUGUCUCUUUCUUCCUUUCUUUCCCCAUAUUCUGUUUUCUCAUCUUCUAUGGUUCGCCACUUGAAUAACCCUUGUGUGGGCUGUGUUGCUGACCCUUACUGGCAUGGACCCUUAAUUUGUGU
Molecule: messenger RNA, 4866 nt
Organism: Eriocheir sinensis (Chinese mitten crab)
Lineage: Eukaryota; Metazoa; Arthropoda; Malacostraca; Decapoda; Varunidae
Product: glucose dehydrogenase [FAD, quinone]-like
Exons: 12
Coding region: 1941-3851 (636 amino acids)
Molecular function (GO): flavin adenine dinucleotide binding; oxidoreductase activity, acting on CH-OH group of donors
Source: RefSeq, a predicted model, not a curated record